GACCAACCGUUGGUGGUUAUUUGUCACAUCCUGCUGAUCAUUUUCCAAAUAUUUUUGGGAAUGACUUUUGGAGAUAUUACCCAUAUUUGUUGCCGUGUCUCGUUGCAUCGUCGGUUUCAGCUACUGGAUUUGUAGUCGGAUAUUUCAUGUUGCCUGAAACGCGUAAUAUUAAACAGGAAUCUAAAUACAAUUCUGAGAGUGAACCGUUACUUUAUAAGGAACAUAAUAAUCAUUCGGAUGAUGUCGAAUCUUCAUCUUCAUAUGGCGCUAUUAGUCCUCUCAAUGGUAAAACAGACGAGCAGCAAGAUUAUAAGGAGAUAGACUGUAAUAAUCCUGGUAAUGGAGCUAUUGUAGGGAAAUAUAAUGGAGGAAUGUGUGUCACUGACAGUAAUUCAACAUCAAGCAAGAAAAGUAACGAUAUUCCCAUAGUAACGCCAACUGAUAACCGAACAUUUAGUCGUCUCUUGCGCGAUAUAUCUCCUGCUAUUUCACCGCUCAUUUCCUAUGCUAUGAUAGCUUUUUCGAUAAUCUUUGACGAGGUGUACACGAUAUUUGCAGUAACUCCAGUUUCCGAUGGUGGUCUUGGCUAUCGAUCUCAAGACCUUGCGCUCAGUUUGUCUAUUAUGGGUGUCAUGACUUUAUUCUGUCAAUAUGUAAUUUUCCCGACGCUCAGUAGAAAAGUAGAUCCCGCGCGACUGUUUCAAAUUACGUGGUUCCUUUAUAUCCCUCUUUACAUAGUUUUCCCAUUAAUAAAUACUCUUAAGCAGUCACUCAAUUGCUAUUUUGAAUUGGAGAGGGGUAUUUUCGUGUGCCAUGAUAAGGGAAAUUUAACGAAUGAGCGUAUAGCUUGGUAUUUACUACUAGUAACAUUGGCUAUUCGUUACUUUAUGAAUGUUAUCGUGUUUACAUGUGUUACGAUUCUGGUUACAAACUCUGUUUCACCGGACGUUCUUGGCACCGUAAAUGGAAUAGGACAAACAUCAGCAAGCCUUGCUCGUGCUGUUGGACCCGCGUUAGGAGGAAUGCUUUGGUCUUGGUCUUUGAACAAUAAGCUCGGAUUCCCAUUUGAUCGACACUUUGUCUUCAUUGUGAUGA
Molecule: messenger RNA, 1095 nt
Organism: Ambispora leptoticha
Lineage: Eukaryota; Fungi; Glomeromycota; Glomeromycetes; Archaeosporales; Ambisporaceae
Source: the annotation of a GenBank genome assembly